CAACGCGCACAAACCGGAAAUAGUUUGGACUGAACUCACAUGUUAAAAUGAAACAUAAAAAUAACAAAAAUUACAAGUCUCAAAAGACCAAAUUUAAGCCAGGAUUAAAAAAGAGAGAAAACAAAUGCAUUGUUACGUUUGACGAAAAGGAUCGACAGGAUUAUCUCACAGGUUUCCACAAGAGAAAAGUGGAGAGAAGAAAAGCAGCAGUGGAAGAAAUUAAGAGAAAAAUUAAAGAGGAACAAAUCAAAGUCCGAGAAGAAAGACAUAAAGAAUAUUUGAAGAUGCUGAAAGAGAGAAAAGAAGCUCUUGAUGAUGAUGAUGAUAAGGACGAUUUAGAGGACGUCAUAACUGCAACUAAAGAGUCUGUUCAAUACGAUCAUCCCAAUCACACUGUUACUGUGACAACAAUCUGUGACCUCGACCUCACAGGGUCCCACCUGCUGGGCCCCAGAUCAGACCAGGUCGAUGAGGAACGUGAUGAAGAGAGAAAUGCUGAAGUGGAGGAAAAGAAACCCGCCAUGCCAAAAAAAGCUGGUAACCCAAUCCUCAACAAAAAGAUCCGCUCCUUAACGGCUUCACUCAACACAUUUACCACCAAGAGGAAGAAAAAGGGAAAACAGAAAGGCACAGGCCGAGCAGCAGACAAAAAAGUCUAUGAAACUGAAAGGAAAUCCAAAGGUGGACGAACCACUAAGAGAGAGAGACGCAGACGGACCGGCAGGAAUGAAACUUUAAAAAUGCAAAACUAGGACAAAAGACAGAGUCUGGCUGUUUUAUUCCAGCUUUGUGUGUAAAUAUUAUCUGCUGAUUGUAGCUG
Molecule: messenger RNA, 820 nt
Organism: Periophthalmus magnuspinnatus
Lineage: Eukaryota; Metazoa; Chordata; Actinopteri; Gobiiformes; Gobiidae
Gene: nol12
Product: nucleolar protein 12
Exons: 6
Coding region: 48-752 (234 amino acids)
Cellular component (GO): nucleolus
Molecular function (GO): RNA binding
Source: RefSeq, a predicted model, not a curated record